This is a messenger RNA of Corylus avellana, 544 nucleotides long. Its product is annotated as LOB domain-containing protein 4-like. The record is from RefSeq and is a predicted model, not a curated record. NCBI's taxonomy places the organism in Eukaryota, Viridiplantae, Streptophyta, Magnoliopsida, Fagales, Betulaceae.
UUCAAUUAAAUUUGUAGUUUAAAACAUUGUAGGAAUUGAGUGGUUUUUGGACAAUAUGAAGGAGAACGGUAGAAAGCAAGGUGCAAUGUCACCAUGCGCAGCAUGCAAGCUUCUACGGAGGAGAUGUGCGCAGGAUUGUGUGUUUGCUCCUUAUUUUCCAGCUGAUGAACCCCAGAAGUUUGCAAGUGUACACAAAGUUUUUGGAGCUAGCAAUGUCAACAAGAUGUUGCAGGAAUUAGCAGAGGAACAGCGCAGGGAUGCGGUGAGUUCGAUGGUGUACGAAGCGAAUGCAAGGGUGCGAGACCCAGUGUACGGGUGCGUAGGAGCCAUAUCAUCUCUCCAGCAGCAGGUUAACGUCCUCCAAACCCAAUUGGCAAUUGCACAGGCUGAGGUUGUCCAUAUGAGAAUGCGCCAAUACAAUUCUACCUCCUCCUCAAUUCCACCGCCAAAUAAUAAUGCCAAUAAUAAUACUAAUAAUAAUAAUGCCAAGUCCUUUUUUUCCAAUAUGGGAGAGUCUUUGUGGUCUUGCUAGCUUCCCUUUAAU